Tribolium madens (black flour beetle) is the source of this 1348-nucleotide messenger RNA. RefSeq names its product protein arginine methyltransferase NDUFAF7 homolog, mitochondrial. The coding region runs from base 68 to 1306 and encodes 412 amino acids. Gene Ontology annotation, biological process: mitochondrial respiratory chain complex I assembly. Gene Ontology annotation, cellular component: mitochondrion. Lineage: Eukaryota; Metazoa; Arthropoda; Insecta; Coleoptera; Tenebrionidae. The transcript is spliced from 2 exons. The record is from RefSeq and is a predicted model, not a curated record. Gene Ontology annotation, molecular function: protein-arginine omega-N symmetric methyltransferase activity.
CAUUUCAACUACUGUCACUUUGCCAAGAAUGAGGUUAUAGAUUGAAAAUUUUAAAAAUUGAAGAAAAAUGUUUCGAAUACGGCGUUGCACUCGUAUUAUAAAAUCUCUUCGGUCAUAUUACACUGUCAAGAGUAACGAAGCCCCGAAAGAUCCUCACCAAGUAGCUAAACAGAUUUACUCAAAAAUUAAAGCGACUGGCCCUAUAACAGUUGCUGAAUACAUGAAAGAAGUGUUAAUUAAUCCCUUAGGUGGUUACUAUAUGCACAGAGACGUGUUUGGUGAAUCAGGGGAUUUUAUUACAUCUCCAGAACUCAAUCAAAUGUUUGGUGAAAUGAUCGCAAUUUGGUUUUUAAAUGAAUGGUCCAAAGUGGGGUCUCCUAAACCAAUUCAAAUUGUUGAAUUAGGGCCAGGACGAGGCACAUUAAGUCAGGAUUUGUUGCGAGUAUUCGACCAUUUUGGGGCGCUUCAGAGUGCCAGUUUACAUUUGGUUGAAGUUAGUCCUGUCUUGAGUGAUAUGCAAGCAAGAAGAUUGUGCAUUCAAUCUGAUAAUAUUAUCGAUAAAAAAUCUGUGAUACAUAGACAAGGGAUUAGUCAUCAAGGAAUUCCCGUAAAAUGGUACAGGCAACUAGAGGAUGUUCCUAAUUGUUUCACUUUGUUGGUAGCUCAUGAAUUUUUUGACGCUUUGCCUAUACAUAAGUUCCAAAAAACUAAAGACGGUUAUAGGGAGAUUUUAAUUGACAUAGAUCCUUGUAAAGAAUAUUCGUUUAGAUAUAUUAUAGCGAGAGAGGAAACCCCAUCUUCAAAACUUUAUAUAAGAUCAAACGAGACUCGUGAACACUUUGAAAUAUCGCCUGAAAGUCUUGUUUUAAUCAAAAAAAUUGCUGAAAGAUUAGAAAUAGAUGGUGGUUUAGCCCUGAUUGCUGAUUAUGGUCAUAAUGGUAGCGGCACUGACACCUUUAGAGCGUUCAAAAAGCACAAACUACAUGAUCCUUUAGUCGAACCGGGAACUGCUGAUCUCACAGCAGAUGUAGAUUUUGAGGCACUUUCAAAAAGCGCUACUGAAGCUGGAGGAGUGAUCACUUUUGGACCUACUACUCAGCGAGAUUUCUUACUCAAAAUGGGAAUUGAACAUAGGUUCAAGGCAUUAAAGCAAAAUGCAAAACCGGAGCAAAUAGAUGGCUUAGAGUUUGGAUACAAAAUGAUGACUGAAAGUAAUCAAAUGGGCGAACGUUUCAAAUUUUUAGCACUUUUACCUGCUGUUUUGGAGAAACUACUGAAAAAAUAUUCAGUUGCAGGUUUUCAUUAACGUGUUUUAUAUUAAAUAAAAAAAUGAGAACGAAGUUUUAAA